Carcharodon carcharias (great white shark) is the source of this 7626-nucleotide messenger RNA. Its product is annotated as mastermind-like protein 2. Gene Ontology annotation, biological process: positive regulation of transcription of Notch receptor target; Notch signaling pathway. The transcript has 5 exons. Bases 757 to 3876 code for a protein of 1039 amino acids. Gene Ontology annotation, molecular function: transcription coactivator activity. The record is from RefSeq and is a predicted model, not a curated record. Lineage: Eukaryota; Metazoa; Chordata; Chondrichthyes; Lamniformes; Lamnidae. Gene Ontology annotation, cellular component: nucleoplasm; nuclear speck.
CUCUCUCCCUCACACACACACACGAUGUGAGUGAGUGCCAGCUCGGUGCACGGAGCCAGCGAACAGCGGCAGAGCCGAGUGCCCCAGCGGCAGCCACUUGCGGACAGACCGAGCAUCGGCGGCCCCCGUUGCUUCCUCUCCGCCCUCGCCCACCAGAGAAAAAAAAACUUGCCCGCAGAUCCCCCGCCGGCGGCGCUGACCAAACCUCCCGCAUCCGGAUGGCCGGGAGCGGCAGCGCCGACAUCCCCGCUCCGAUUCCGCCUGCCAUCGGGAGCAACUUCCCAAGUUUCAGCGCGAUCUGCUUUUUCUGAAGACUUUUUUUGUGUGUGUGCGUGUUGUUGUGUCUUUUCUUUUCCUUCCUCCUCGCUUCCACCCCCCCUUUUCUCCCCUCAUUUUUUCUCUCAGUCGCGUAGUUUUUUUCUCCCUCUCUCUUGUUGGUCGGGACAGAAGAUCUAAACAGAUCUUGUGUGUGUGUGUUUAAAGAGAGAGAAAGAGAAAGUAUCAGUGGGAGCAUUAAAGGGGCCGCUGCCACCACUUUGUCUGAAGGAAUAUUACAGUAACACGAGAGAAAAUGGGCUUCACUCAUCUUAAGGGAGGUGGAUUGGAGGAUGCAAAGUGUUUUUGUUAAGAUUUUGACUUAAUUCAAACAAAAGGGAACCCAAGACUUUUUUUAUAUCGCAAUCUCUUUGGGAAAAGGAAGAGAAAUCCGGGGACAAAAAAAGAAACUUGUCAACAUUGUGUGCUGGGAGGGUUAGGAUGGGGGAUUAUAACAUGCCCCCAAACCCGAAGCACAGCGCGAUCGUGGAGAGGUUGAGGCAGCGGAUCGAGCUCUGCCGUCGGCACCACGCAGUCUGCCAGGUCCGCUACGAGCAGAACCAGCCGCAGCGCAUCGAGCAGGAGCGAAGGGACAAACUCGCCCUGCACCAGAAGUACCUGGAAACACGCAGCAAAAAGACUCCCAAAGCCAAACAGCAGCAACAACAUGAAAGCAGCCGGGCUACCAAAAACUGCGACAGUGAACAGCCCCCAGGACCUAACGCACCCAGUGAACACAGGAAUCUCACCUUGAUCGCUUUGCAGGGUUCUAUAAAGAGAAAGCUGGAAGGAAAUGGUUCACCUGUCAGCAACGAAAGACAAAAUGGUAUCUCAGAUGGGCCUUUCCAAAUGGAUAUUAAGAGAAUACGAGUGGAUGACGGUGGGCUUGCAAUAGGCCAAAGUGGGCAUCAACUCAGCAAUGGACAAGGCCAAAACAUGCAGGUUUCGGUCACAAUGGGACCUGCAACUUCAGGAAAAGACAGUGGCUUGAUAGGAAGCACUCAGGCCAAUGGUGGUGAUGUCAGUUCUGGGUUCAACUUGCCACUCAACAAGGAGAUGAAACAGGAGCCAGUGGAGAGUGUUUCAUGCACUGAGAAUUUAAACAACCAAAUCUCCAGCAGCAGUAUGUUAUUCGAACCCAAAGAUGAUCUAGGAAUGCAGCUGCUGGAUCCAGAUUUGCAAGAUUUAUUUGAUGAGUUAACAAAUAUUUCAGGUGUUCCUCCACUGAGUGAUAUUGAUCUGGACAACAUGUUAAACCCCAGCAUUAGGAAUGAAGAAUCAUUCAACAUGGAUCUUGGCCAACCAAACCAGAGCGGUACACCGAAGCCACACUCACAGUUGGAAAAUCCAACAGUGAAAACUGAAUACUCACCUGGUUUUACCCAGGCACCAGUAGGGUCACCCCAAAUGCGGCCUCCUUCCGCUGGGCCGCCAUAUUCCAUGACAAAUGCAACUAUGUCCACUCCUUCACCCAUCUCAUCAGCACCUCAAAGUCAAAACCAGCCACAGCAGUCUUUACCUUCUGCAACAAACAGAGCCCUGUCCAAUUGGCACGACAUGUCUCAUGCACAGCAGCUGAAAAAGAUUGCGGACAACCGGCAACAGCACGCUAUGCUCCAACACCAACAGCAAAAUCAGUCAUCUAGCUGGCCACCUGCUCCACAGUCAGGUUCUUCAUCAGGAAAUUUUGGCCAGGAGAAAAUACCCAGUCCCUCCCUGCACCAACAACCCUUCAGUCCCCAAAAUUCUCUGCUUACUGGGGUAUCAACCAACAGCAGUCAGGCCAAAAACAUGAAUAACUGCCUCUACAAGACCCCAACUGCAGCACAGACUAGCCACAUGGAUAUGAUAAUUCACCAGCAGCAGCAGCAGGCUCAUAACAUAAAUCGCAGCAUGAUGAAUACCAAUUCUGCAUCACCAGACCAACUUUCUUACAAUAAUACUAAACCCUUGUCUCAUUUUGAUCCAGAGUCAGGUCAGAUCUCUUCAAUAUUGGGUUCCCAGAGCAAACCUUCUGUCUUGCAUUACACUCAGCAACAGCAGCCUUCAGCACCAAUGCAGCAGCAGCAGCCACCACCAACGGGUCACCUCCAAAAUCAGGCAUUGCAACGGGCACAGAGCAUGCCAAUUGCGCUGCAACAAAAGAUGCUGCUGCAGAAGAUGCAACAAAACCAACAGUCUUCAGGGGUGCAGUAUCCUCUGGCCCAACACCGACAGGAUCAGAAUUCUCUGGUGAGGCCAGGUCCAGGUCCAAGCCAAACUUCAAAUACCUGUCCAAACCCGAAUCCUGGCAACAGCUACAUUAACAAUUCACAUCAGGCUGUGUUAAAGCAGCAGCUGAUGGAGAAGAAACAGGUCAUGCAGAGGCAGAUGAUAGAGCAUCAGAAACAGCUGCUGCUUCGUCAACAAAUCCUGACAGACCCGGAGAAAAUGAACACACAGGAUCAACUUAGCAGACAUUUGACAAGGCCGCCUCCAGAUUAUAAAGAACAAAGACGAAAUCUGGUUGGAAUCCCACAACCAAGUCAAUAUCCAGGUGCAAUGGGAUUGAACUCCUCUCAGCCUCUGUCAAACCCUGCUCCAAAUCACCGGGUAAUGCCUGCAAGCUCUAGCCUUUUGCAGGUAAAUCCAUCAAGCAGUCAAGGACCGAGAAUGCCUCCUAUAUCAGGAGCUCAAAGUGACAGAAGCAUAGGAAUAUAUGGAAGUGUGUCAGCUUCCCAGCAGGGAGUAUAUACCGUUUCUUCGAGUAUUAAUCAACUGCAGCAUCACACAAGUCAAAGUCAAAUGGGAAUGACCCAGAACAACGUAAUGAUGCCAAGGCAGGCAACAUUAGGUCAAGGGACCACAAUGUCUGGGUUUGGCACUGGGUCCGUUGGGAGUUCUGCCAUGUCACAGCAGCAGUUGAGACCGGUUUUGAACCACAUAAACACAAAUAUGUCUGCACAGAGACUUACAAAUAUGAUGACCAACUCCACUAUGGCGGCACAGAACUGGACACCCCAGGGGGUGCAGGUAACUCCAAAACAGACACAACUGGGACCUAAUGUAAGGUUCUCUAAUAACCCUUCCUUCUCAAAUCAGUCUGUGCAACCUACUAUGUCCAAUCAACAUUUCGCUCAGCGAGGCAUGGCACCACCAAACCAGAUAGCUCCAGGGGUUCAGAUGCGACCUUUGAACCAAAUGAACCAAGCUAUAAGUGGACAGACAAUAGGCUCGCUGAGUGGGCCAUCUCCAAGAGCUAAUCAGCCACGGCCACAGCCACAAGCUAUGUCUGUAAUGAGCCAGUCAGCAGCAACAAUGGCUGUAAUCAGCCAGGCGCCUUCAGUGCAAACAUUGCCCACAACCAAUUUUCCUUCCACCAACCAGACUCCUCGAGGUUACCAGGGAACAAAUCACAACAGUGACUUGGCAUUUGACUUUCUCAGCCAACAAGGUGACAAUGCACUGUCUGGACUCAGCAGUGACUCUGAUUUCCUUGACUCAUUGAUAAAAAAUAGCACUGGCAACGAUGACUGGAUGAAGGACUUGAAUCUUGAUGAAAUUUUGGGGCAGCAUUCAUGAAAAAGUCUUGAGGAUUGGUAAAUAUUAUCCAUCUUUUGGAGAAGUACUGAUGGACAGAAUUUAUCUGUGCCUAUAACCAGCUGGCAAAGAGCCCACAACAAAUCGCAGGUGUGCACAGUUGUGCCCGAUUAGAUACAGUUUGCUGAAUGGAUUAGCAGUGUAAAGACAUACCAGUGCAUCCUUUCCACCAAGUGUAUAUUACUGGGCUCAAAAUACAUAGAUUUUAUGUGCUUAGACAAAAGAAGUUUUGUAAAAUAUGUUUUUUACUGAAAAUCAUAUUCUCUGUAAGAAGAUUAUAUUUAUACUUUUUUUCUGAAAAAAAUUCUGUGAAUCAUUGUAGUGAAACAUUUUUACUUACAAAAAUUAAAUUGUACAUGUUUGUUUUCUGUCAUAGUUUUAAAUUGACAUAUGUUAGAUCAGCAGUCUACUUAUUAUCAGUUUCAAAUGCAUACAGUAGUUGCCUUUUAAAGUGUUUUACAGUAUAGUUAUUGUUUUAUAAAUGACCUGUUCUGGUUUCAUUGAUUUACAUUUAUCCAUUGUGAACUUCUGUGGCAUAAGUUGCUGAUAUUUUAAUUAUAAAUUCCAUUAUCAUUCUGCCACUUCAGCUUGUUUGUGAGUGAAACAGUCUACAUGGGACUUCAGUGUCACUGUUUCCAUUUUAUUAUGAAGAAAUGAUGUGUUUGUCAACCAUAAAUGUUUAUCAGCCCAGGCUAUGUUAAAGAGCCUCUACUUGUCUAGAUACAAACCUGAAGCGUAGGUGACAUUCCAGCCUGCUGGAAUAUAUUGUUUGAGCUUCUUUAGUUUUCAGCUUGGCGAUGUGGUGGAAUCUUGAACACAUUGAUGCCUCCCAAAUCUUUUCCCAUCUUUCCCAGAACUUCAUGUUUGAAUCCGUUCAAUUAGGUUUCAGCACCACUACAGUACCAAAACAGCUCUUAUCAGUCAUGAAAGACAUCCAAUAUGACUGUUACAAAGAUAAACUCUCCCUCCUUGUCCUUUUCGAAGUGUCUGCAGCUUUUGACAAGGUUGACCAUACCAUCCUCCUCCAACACUUCUCCGGUAUUGACCACUUGGGUAGGACUGCUCUCACCUGGUUCCAUUCUUAUCUAUCUAAUUGUACCAAGUGAAUCACUUGCAAUGGCUUCUUCUUCGCACUGUUACCUCUAGUGUCCCCCAAAGAUCUAUUCUUGGCCCCCUCCUAUUUCUCGUCUACAUGUCGUACCUCGGUGACAUCAUCCAAAUGCACAGCGUUAGUUUUCACAUGUAAGUUGCCGACAACUAGCUCUACCUCACCACCAGCUCUCUUGAAUCUUCCUCUAUAGCUAAUCUAUCAAAUUGCUUAUCCAACAUCCAGUAUUGAAUGAGCAGAAAUUUCCUCCAGUUAAAUACAAGGAAGACUGAAGCCAUUGUUUGUAGCUACUGCUCCAAAUUCAGUUCCCUAGCUACUGAUUCAGUCCCUCUCCCUGGUAACAGUCUGAGAUCAAGCCAGUCUGAGUGCAACCUUGGUGAUCCUGAGAUGAGCUUCUGACCUCAUAUUCACGUCAUCACUAAGGCCGCCUAUUUCCACCGCCUCAACAUGACCUGACUUCACCCCUCUCUCAGUUCAUCUGCCGCUGAGUCUCUUAUUAAUGACUUGCUCACCUCCAGACUUGACAAUUCCAGUGGCCUCCCACAUUCUACCUUCGGUAAAUUUGAGGUCAUCUGAUUCUCUGCUAUCUGUGUCUUAAUUUACACCAAGUGGAAUAUAUUGUUUGAGCUUCUUUAGUUUUCAGCUUGGUGAUGUGAGUACACCUGUGCUCACUGACCGACAUUUGCUCCUGGUCAUGCAAUAUCUUGAUUUUAAAAUUCUAAUCCUUGUUUCCAAAUCCCUCCAAGGCCUCACUCCUCCUUUUCUCUGUAAUCUCCCCCAGCGCUAUAACUCUCUGUGAUAUCUGCAUUCCUCUAAUUCUGGCCUCUUGAGCAUCCCCAAUUUUAAUUGCUCCACCAUUGGUGGCUGCAUCAUCAGUUGCCUAGGCCCUGAACUCUGGAAUUCCCUCCCUACACCUCUCUGCCUGUCUACCUCACUUUCUUCCUUCAAUACACUCCUUAAAACCUACCUCUUUGACCAAGCUUCUGGUUAUCUGACCUUACAUAUCCUUUGUGACUCAGUGUAUUAUGUUUAGUUUUAUAUUGCUCCGGUAAGGCGCCUUUGGGAGUUUUGAUAUGUUAAAGACACUGUAUAAAGAUAAGUUCUUGAUACUGUUGGUGCAGUCAAUCUGAGAAAUGCAAUGUCCUUAAAAUUUUGAUUUCAGCAGUUGUGCUUCCAAAGAUCCUAUCCUAUGGAGCAGGACUAUUGCUCGUUUGACAGAGUUCUUCCCGGUUUGAAGGUUUAAUGCGGAUAUGAGACACCUUAGAAAGCGGGUUUGAGAAGAUGGUUGUAAGUUGUUGUGCAAAAUGUUUUGUGGAUUCAUGGUAGUGCAAAGUGUAUUUUUCUAACAUAAUGGUGACACCGAAGGGCUGGUUAGCUCAGCUGGUUGGAGUGGGUCCAUAAUAACGCCAGCACCAUCUAUUCAAUCCCUGAACCAACUGAGGUAGUUCUUGGGACCUGCUUCUUCCCCUUGCCCCAAUGUGAUAUCAUGGGGUCAUAAUUAGCAUCCCAUGGAUACCAGAUGAAGAGAGAGAGAUUAAGGUGAGACCCUUAACCCUUGAUAAAUGAUACUAGUGCACAUAUUCAUCUGAUCCCAUGUUCUUAUUAAAAUAUGUUUCAAUUGAAUUGCAGUAUUAUUGUUUUUGUAUUUUCCAGGACAAUUAACACACCCCAUUUUCAAUCAAUAACUCAGUCAUAGUUCAUCAGAAAUAUUUAGGUGUUUAUAGAAACAUGGUGCUCUCACAGCAGAUUGAAAUGUUCUUCACAAUAAGUGAUGUAGUGAUCACAAAGGUCUUAAAGUCAAAUUCGCCUCAAUUGCCCAUAUUUUAUGCCCAAAGGUUGCAGAGAUAUAGAGAAUUCAAAGUGUGUUCUCUGGUUGAAUUUAGGCUACAAUAUUAGACCUUGUGAAAUUCAUCUGACACUGGCGCUUACCUAGGGUAAGCUUAUCUGGCUUAUCACCAGAUACAGGAUAAACAUGUCAUUUUCUACCACAACCUAAUAUCAAUGGUAAGAAAUGACAUUAUUGUACUUCUGCACGUGUUAAGAAAAAGUUUAUCCCCUUAAAGUAAGUUUAAUAUUGUUGAUAAAAUUAAACAGAGGAACAUAUCAACAUCAGAAACAAAGCAUUAGAAUUGUCAUUUUCAUUCUGCAUUUUUCAGUGCUGAGAUUAGGGGUGAAUAGAUUAAGACUGAAUUAGCUGGAGCCUGAGUGCUUCCUUUCUUAAAGCUGAACUGAAAACCAAUGGAGUAAUCUAAUCGUCCUUUGUUAUUGGGCCAUUUCAUAUCAAUUGUAAAUUAUUACUGUCACUUAUUCUGCUUGUGUUUUGAGUUAAGGUUAACCCCAUGAAAACAGUACUUUAAAAAAGUUUUCAGCUAGGUGGCUAAUGAUGUUGGUGUUUUUAAUUCAUGCCACAAGGUUGACUUGCAAACUGAAACAAUCAAUGAAUAUGACAGAACCAAGUCUUUUAGAUAUGCAGACCAUGAGGAAUGGUACUUUUGUAUAAUAGAUUUUGUAAAAGUUCUAUUGAAACAAUAUUAUUAUACUGCAUUUUGUAUUUUAUUGUAAUACAAUAUCUUGAAAUAUUUCCAAAUACACUACUGCAGAUGCAACAAGCAAUGUGUCAUGAA